CCAACAUAUUUCAUGACGUCAUGACGUCACUAUUCAGGCAAUGGUUGAAGUUGGAGCCUUCUAAAAUUACAAAUCUGGAAGAAAAAUACGCUAUACGCACGUAAAUGCUCCAAUUUUUUCAUAUUAACUCUCGAAAGUGCCGACAAACGAGAUUUGCGCGAGUGAAUUGGUGGCUGGAGUAACUGUGUCAGUGCAAUAAACUUAUUUGUUCUACAAAAUCCCGAACCGAGAUUUCUACUUGUUACCAAAAGUGUGUAAUUUGAACAACAGUUCAGCCGGCUAAGAAGAUGCUCAGAAAGAGACCUCCGUCUAGAAACAAAUAUCACAACAAAACAUACUUUUAAACUCACUCAUUCUACUCAACAAACUCCUCACUUUAGUCCUAAAAUGUGUUAAAAGCACACGCCUAGCUAGAACACAACCAGAAGAUAUUUAUUUAAUUUUAAAACCGUUUAUACUAACUAAGCCAAAAUGCCUGCUGUAUCGUCAACCAGAUAUACCUCGUCGCCAGCCUCUUCUAUUGUCUCUGGCUCGUUCCGGUCCACGCUAACCUCGUCGCCAAGUCUAGACAAGCCUUACUUCCGGUCCGGGAGCGGCACCUACGUGUCCUCUUCGAUCCGGACCAGCAUCGGAGACCGAACCACAGAGUACAGGUCCCGAUACUCAGAUGUCGACGGGAAGCGGGAGAGAAAGACGUCUCUAGUCGAAUAUUCCAGAAGCUCCAGAGCUCCGAGCGUCACGGAUUCUGACAGCGGCAUAUCGACGAGAUACCGCUCGGAGCGUAGCGAGUCUCGCUCGCGGGAUCUGUCGACGACGCGGAGCGAGAGCAGCAAGACCAGUAUCAGCGACCCGUUGCCGCGGAACCCUAAAAGAAAUGUGAUAAACUCGGCCGCGCUGGCCAUGUCGACGGCCGAGCUGUACAAUAAAUACUCGCCAGCGAAUUAUGUGCCGUUGACGCAGCGGAUCCAGCAGCAGCAGCAGGCGAACCAGAACAGUUAUGGCGAGAUUUCGCGGUCGAAGUCGAUAUCGAACGACAUCGGGCGGCCGCCGGCGCCGGACGCCCGGACCGUCCGGAAGGCGAGGAACUCCACCGCCGGCUCCACCAUCAGUGAGAGACCGGAGGGCCGCCGGUCCUACAAGGAGACCUCGCCAACGCCGAGCUACAGCAAACGCAACUCUAUGACCAACGGCGUAAAGGACACCAACGGCAACGAAGUGCCUCCAUCCGUCUCCGAGAUACGCAAGAGGUUCGAUCCUAAAAUGACUGUUACAAAACUACCCGCGAAUGAAACCAAAUACUCGUCGAAAACCGCAGUCGACCAGUACCUGACGCAGCUGAAGAACUGUGAAAAUGGGACUUCAGGCUACACAAAGAUACUCCCUAAAGACGAGCAACCAGUGCCCGUGCACCAGCCGAGCGUGGAGAAGAACGGGAUAGGGCACAAGUGGGAGGUAGGCUCGUCCAGCUCACGAUCUAACUCCAACUCAGAUCUCUCCAUCAGCAAGACGCUAUCUGAACCCGUCUCACUGGCCAGACCUGUUGUAGACAAGAGCAACGAUAUGUCAGUCUCGUUCAACGCUAAGCUCCCGUCCGAUCGGCUCGCCAGCAUCAAAAGCCAGUUGGACCCGAACAACCCAAUCGGGAAGAUUCUGGAAAAAUCUACCGUCAUUCAAGUGGAGAACGGAGAUGCUGACGCGAAAGAACGCAAAAGGUUGUCGCGGAGUCCAGAAGUGACUGUCAACUCGAAGAAAGAAUCUCUCAAGAACGACAUAGAAAAGCAAGGUAUCAAAACUCCGAAGCACACGUCAAACUUUGCGUCCUACAUCCAGAUAUCGCAGCCCGUCGCCUCGGGCAGCUCCACGCCUAAAACCAGACUCAUCGAAGUCACCACUUCCAUUGACGAAGACCCAAAACCGGAGCCAAAAGAAUCUCAGAAAUCCAGAAACCGAAUCAAAUACAUAGACUCCGAAACAGAUGACAGUCGAGACUUGCUGGAUAACGAAGUGGAAUCCCCGAGCGGGACAGGGUUCGAGAACAAAACGUUUGAACACGAGAACUAUUUGAAGAAACGCAGCGAAGACUUGGAAGUGAAAGAGAAGGAUUUGCAAACUAACGGCGAUGAAGUGGACCUCAAGCCCAUGGAAACCAGUACAGAGAGCACGAUCAGUGAUCCAGCCGAAGAUCUGAGUCCAGACUCGCCGUCUUCUAGAAGGAAACUGAACAUCAAAGAUUACGACGACAUUACAACGGAGGUGGGCGGCGGGGCGGCGGCGCGGCGCAGCUCCGAGCGGAGCGAGGCGGAGCGGACCACGUGCAGUGACACUAACGGCCUGAACGGUCUCCGCAACAUCGGCAACACGUGCUUCAUGAACAGCGUGCUGCAGUGCCUGUCCAACACGCGGCCGCUGCUGGAGUACGCGGGCUCGGAGCGCGCCGUGAGCCACGUCAACACCACGCUCUCGCCCAUGAAGGGCAAGCUCAUGAAGGCGUUCGUGUCGGUGAUCCGCGAGCUGUGGGAGGCGGGCGCGCGGGACCAGGUGGUGAACACCACCAGCCUCAAGGCGCAGGUGCAGCGGUUCGCGCCCAGGUUCAUGGGCUACAGCCAGCAGGACGCGCAGGAGUUCCUCCGCUACCUGCUGGAGGGGCUGCACGAGGACGUGAACCGCGUCACCGUGAAGCCCAAGCCGAUACUCACCGAGAUCGACGACAACCUCAGUGACUCAGCCAAAGCCGCAGAAGCCUGGCAGCGCUACCUGCGCAUGGAGGACUCCCAGAUCAUGGACAUAUUCGUGGGACAACUCAAGUCCACACUACGAUGCACGCACUGCCAGAACGACAGUGUCACGUUUGACCCUUUCUGGGACCUCAGUCUGCCGAUCCCGUCGCGCACGGGCUCGCUGAAGCUGCAGCAGUGUCUGCAGCACUUCACCAAGGAGGAGGAGAUGGACGGCGACGAGAAGCCGACGUGUUCGAAGUGCGGCGUGCGGCGCAAGUGCCUCAAGUGGCUCUCCGUGCAGAAGUUCCCGCAGGUGCUCGUCAUACAUCUCAAGCGGUUCUCCCCAACGGAACGCUUCCGCGGCAAACUCAACGUGGUGGUCGAGUUCCCUCUCAGCCAGCUGGACAUGUCGCCCCACGCCGCGACCCGCCAGCCCGCGCUGUACAACCUGUACGCCGUCAGCAACCACUCCGGCACGACGUACUCGGGGCACUACACGGCGUACUGCAAGCACCCCUACACCGGCGAGUGGCACGAGUACAACGAUUCGCGCGUCACGCCGAUCAGCGCGCGCUCCGUGGUGUCGUCGGAGGCGUACGUGCUGUUCUACGAGCUGCAGCGCGCCGCCGCGUGAGGAGCCUGCUUUGUGCGGAUCGUCCGAUCGCAGAGUUAUUUAUAGUCAAAAACAGUCCCGUAAUCGUAAGUAAUUUAUAUAUAAAUAAUAAUAAAUAAAUUAUUAAAAACAAGCAAAAUUUAACUAUACAUACAUACACACGCUUAUUAAUAUCAAGAUAUUAUGUAAAUACAAAUAAAUGUAAAGCGUAUAUUUAUUGCAAAAAUAUAAUAAUAUAUAUUAUAGAAUUAAUUUAAUCAUUGUUAUUUAAUUUAUUGGUUGUUGAAGUGAAAUAAAAUUAUCAGUGAAUGUAUUGAAUUGUAUUUUAUUUCUGUGACAGAAAUGAGAAAGGUACACUCAAUUUAAAUGUAGAUAUUUAUUAAUUGAAUUAAAUCUGUAAAAUAAUGUUAAAGUUAAAAUUUCUAGUCCAUCACACCAUCAAAUUAAUUAUGACAUUUUAAUUUCCUACAAUUUAUAAAACAAUAUUUUGAAGAGAAUAUUUCUUUCAUAUGCAUUUAUAUAUCCAUACCUACAGUGUUAUUAAAAAUAUAUCCUGUAACACAGUACUUAAUUAGUCAUAGCAAAAUAUUACACAAAUUAAUGUGGCUAGCCCAAACUUAUAUAGCCUAUUCCAUCGCAGUUGUUUGAUCUCAAUAAAGGUGGCAAUUGGGUGCGGACGACAUAAGUUUACAGCAACCGACAUUUCGCAAAGUUUGCACUGCUUCUAUGUAUAAUGUAUUUUUUCUUACUUGUCGUAGA
This is a messenger RNA of Plutella xylostella (diamondback moth), 4089 nucleotides long. RefSeq lists its product as uncharacterized. Gene Ontology annotation, molecular function: cysteine-type deubiquitinase activity. NCBI's taxonomy places the organism in Eukaryota, Metazoa, Arthropoda, Insecta, Lepidoptera, Plutellidae. The record is from RefSeq and is a predicted model, not a curated record. Gene Ontology annotation, biological process: protein deubiquitination.